Molecule: messenger RNA, 1170 nt
Organism: Fraxinus pennsylvanica
Lineage: Eukaryota; Viridiplantae; Streptophyta; Magnoliopsida; Lamiales; Oleaceae
Source: the annotation of a GenBank genome assembly
AUGUCAUCCGGCAGCGACAACCACCCCCAGGCCGAGCCAAAACUAGACGAGCCAACAACACCUAGAGUUCUUACCAUCUUGUCUUGUGUACUAGAGAAGCUAGUGGCAUGUAAUGACCAGCUAGUUCUCGGUUUGGCUCAGCUUGGGAAGAGCUUGAACGCCUUCGAUGGCGUGAAAGCCCCAAGAAUUACAAUUCUGAAUUAUAUAGAGAGAAUAUACAAAUACACAAAUUGUAGCCCCUCAUGUUUCGUGGUAGGCUAUGUGCAUAUAGACAGGUUGGUGCAUAGGUAUCCCAACUCGCUCGUGGUGUCACUCAAUGUUCAUAGAUUGCUGGUUACAUGUGUUAUGGUGGCUUCUAAGAUUCUCGAUCAUGUGCACUAUAACAAUGCAUUUUAUGCUCGUAUUGGUGGAGUGACCAGUACAGAACUAAACAAGCUCGAAGUAAAGCUUCUUUUCCUUUUGGAUUUCGGAGUAAUCUGUCGCCAUCCUCAUUCGCUAAUUUGUGACAAGUGUAGUUCACAGGCAGCCACGGUGAGGUGUAUUGAGGAUAAGUUAUCGCUUUGUGAGGAUUGUGAUUGGAAUGGAAAUAGUUGUUCAGGUGUUGGUCAUCAUCGUUUAAAGUUGAAUUUCUACACUGGAUGUCCUUCUCUGGCUGAAUUCUCCAAAAUCUGGUCUUCAAUUCUUGAAUCACCGCAGCAAACUACAAGUAGUUUUGGGAGUGCAAUGGCUACAAAUGAGAAUUCUAACAUGGAUUGUGCUAUUAUAACGGAUCUCAGGCCUCCUGAAACUGAUGACCUCUGCGAUAGUCUUGACAUGGAUGAUAUUGGUUUGAGCUUUGACAGUAGUUAUGAAAUGUUCGGCAAUUCACAAGGUCAGCCAAGAUACAACUACGAAGAUGGAGGAAUUUCUAGCCUAUUAAUGGAGAAAAACCUGUCGGUCACUCUAUCAAAUAGCACUCAUAUUGAAAGUGCUUUCGAGGCAUCCUCAUCAGGGCAUAUAGCUGCUUGUUCAAGAAAUUUAAUGCAGGCGGUGAGUAGUGCGAAUUGCGUGCUUAUGAACCCAGCAGCUGCAUGCAACAGAUCAAGUAUGGGAUUAGGGUUUCCAAAUGGCCAACUUCCUUCAACCAUAUCCCUUACUCUCCAAUAUCACUGGAGAAAGCAAUACUGCUGA